AGACCACAUGUUGACCUGUUAUGUUAGUGACCCGUCUUUGGAUUCAGGCACUUGCUGUCUAAACAUAUUCAGUAAAAGCUUGAAGACACUCGAGGCAUUCGAAGAGAAUCGAAUUGUGCAAAUGAAAAAUUUUUUUGUAAAGGAAUUUAACAAUAAUCCUCAAAUCACUCUCAAUUCCUAUUCCAAAUAUGCUCUUUUCACUGCUAAAAAAAUCAAGCAAAUCCAACUCGCCAAUAUGAAUCUUCCUGCGGUACCAAACGAUAAAAUCAUCAUCAAAGCUUUAGAUACUUGGAACGCUGAGGCUUCGGGUUCAGAAGCAAUGGUACAGGUUCCCACUAAGAGACCAUUGUUAGAGACCUCUCAGCUGUAUGAUAAUCCAGCAAAGUACUUUGACUUUGUUGGUCAAAUUGUGAAUAUUAAAAACUUCGAUGCGUUUACUCUGUUGGUAUUAACAGAUUUUACUGAGAAUCCUUACCCACCCACCUUACCUGUCGAUCAAAAGGUCCUAGAUCCCAAGUAUCUGAUUUAUUGCUCUGUAUGGGACUACCAUCGCAGUGUUUGUGCUAAAUUGGAUGUCAAAGAUUUUGUCUUCCUCCGUAAUUGUGUCAAAAAACUCACGGACACGUUGGAAUUCAACAUCCAUGGAAGCAAUGAUCAAAGCAAGCCGCAGGUUGUUUAUAUCUCACCAGACGAUGAUCUUUUGAAGAACGUUCUUGCAAGACGAAAAUCAAUGAAGGCUAGCUCGAAGAAACGUACAAGAGACCAAUUGGAGGCAUACCCACUUCGAACAGAAUUCAUUACCAAGAAGCGUGGAGGCCUCAAAAGUCUCAAGUAUAUCAAAUCUCGACCUGAAAAUGGGAUUUGUGAGGUAAAGGCCAGUAUUUGUAAGUACAGCCCUCAAGAUGUUAGAGAUUGGAUUCAAGGAUACUGCUUUAAGUGUAACGUGCGGUAAGUACAUGCAUCUUUUAAUGGCCAAUACUUGCUGUUUAACGGCCGUAUAUCAGAACUCCUGUUGAUAGCUUUUGUCCAAAAUGUGACAACCCUACCAGUAUCUCGUACGAUGUGAAGCUCACAUUAAAAGACGAGGAAAAUGAAGAACUUGAAGUUUAUUGUAAAGAUCGCCUACUGAGACAGGUUCCCGCACACGAGUAAAGAAAAUAAGUUACAAAAAUGAUUUUGCAUGGUUUUUAUUGAUUCCUCUUUUAUCUAGGGCACAUAGAUCAGAAGCUCAGUUCGAUAAGCUAAAGAGGAUAGUACAUUUAGCGGCCGAUACAGCAAAUGUCUUUUUUGACUUUUGUGUAGGUACUGUUGAUGGCCAUUCAUGCAUUGUGAACACGAGGUUCAUUCUUGAAGAAGACGAGUAAAAAAAAAAACGGUUAUUAUAUCAAUAUGGAUAGCAUUUCUUAAUAGUUCCGCUUAGUGAAAUAAACCUUGCUCUUUGUACAGU
Molecule: messenger RNA, 1447 nt
Organism: Mucor mucedo
Lineage: Eukaryota; Fungi; Mucoromycota; Mucoromycetes; Mucorales; Mucoraceae
Exons: 3
Coding region: 8-952 (314 amino acids)
Biological process (GO): telomere capping; regulation of telomere maintenance via telomerase
Cellular component (GO): nuclear telomere cap complex
Molecular function (GO): telomerase inhibitor activity; G-rich strand telomeric DNA binding
Source: RefSeq, a predicted model, not a curated record